AUGGCUGACGAUCUAGAGGCACGUCUUGAGAGUCACGCUCAGGCAUUCGAGGGUCUUCUCUCGCUGAUCCCCGCCAACGAAUACUACUCAAAGGACAACAGCGACCAAUGGCAGCGCAAGAAGCAGACAAAAGAGCAAAAGCGCCAAGCGAAGCGCGCAAAACUUGACCCUGCAAACCAGAAAUCCGCAAAGGACGUUAUGGAUGAGAACGAGCGCAAGAGGAAGCGAGAGCUGGGAAUCGACUCGGACAACGAAGACUCUUCUGCACAGAUCGAUUUGCCUGCCGAGAAGGACCAACCGACCAAAAAGCAAAAGGUCGACGAAGAGGACGACGACGAGGAUGAUGACGACGAUGCCGAUGCCGAUGCCAACUCGACCAGCAAAAAGACACAAGCAGACAAGAGAAAGGAGAAGCGCCGCCUAAAGAAGGAGAAGGCCGACAAGCAAAAGGCAAAGCUGGACGCUAAGAAGGCUGCCCGCAAGCAGGAACCUCAAUCCGCUGCUGGCGCCGAGGAGUCUGGCGACGAGGAUAUGGAAGACGCUGACGAUGUAUCUGUCGACGAGGCAGCCGACGAUGCUAUGGACUUCUCUGGUCUGGUUGACAACGACGAAACCUCGACGCCCGCAAGCCCCGACCAAGCUUCUGUAUUCGACAACUCCGCAAACCAAUCUGCCACAUCCUCCUCGUCGUCAAUAGUUCCCACUUCAAAUCCCACAGAAGAGGACGCACCUGCCGCCACAAAGCCCAAGAAGGCACUUGCCCUUAAGCUACCAGAGGUCAACGCCGAGGAGCUGCAAGCUCGUCUAAAGGCCCGCAUUGAGGCUCUCCGUGCCCAACGUAAGGCCGAUGGUCCUGCUGGCGGCCCUCGCAACAGACAGGAACUGCUCGAGUCGCGCCGCAAGAAGGAGGAAGCUCGCAAGCAGCACAAGAAGGAGUUGCGCAUCAAGGCCAAAGAGGAGGAGGAGCGUCUGAACAACGAACGCCUUCGUGGCAGCGGCAGCCCCCUCGCCACCCCUGACAUUUUCUCACCGCGCCCCGUAGACGAGAACAACUUCUCAUUCGGCCGUGUUGCAUUCGAUGAGGAAGAGACCGACCCUACACUCGGUUCCAUCGCUGCACACAAGAAAAAGAAGGGUCCCUCAGACAUCAAGACCGCCUUGGCCGCUGCCGAGAGAAAGGCCCAAAGACUUGCUGGCAUGGACGAGGAUAAGCGCAAGGAGAUUGAGGAGAAGGACAUGUGGCUCAAUGCAAAGAAGCGUGCACAUGGCGAGCGCGUCAAGGACGACCAAUCCCUCCUCAAGAAGACUCUGAAGCGCAAGACCGACCAAAAGACAAAGAGUGCGACACAAUGGAACGAGCGCCUCGACAAUGUCAAGAAGGGCAAGGAAAUGAAGGACAAGAAGAGAACCGAGAACCUCGCCAAGAGAGCCGCAGAGAAGGGCUCCAAGAAGGGCGGCAAAAAGGGUAAGAGCGGUGGCGCCAAAAAGAAGGCAAGACCAGGCUUCGAAGGCAAGCACGCUUGAUCUUGACAUUAUUCUGUUUCGUUCUUUCCCAACACAUUAGCGGAUCAUGGUUUUUCUUACAAAAAGGGGGUGGUCCUUUCUAUUCUUUCUGGGUUUGUUUGGCUUGGGGUUCUUCGGUAUUUUGCAGAAAGGGUUCUGUUAACAAAAAUUGCUUGAUACCUCAUGGGUUUUAUUUAUUUAGCCUUAGUUUUUUGGUGUCUACAUGCCAUUGUAUACAACAGUUUCAUCACC
Aureobasidium subglaciale EXF-2481 is the source of this 1755-nucleotide messenger RNA. RefSeq lists its product as uncharacterized. The record is from RefSeq and is a predicted model, not a curated record. Bases 1 to 1524 code for a protein of 507 amino acids. Lineage: Eukaryota; Fungi; Ascomycota; Dothideomycetes; Dothideales; Saccotheciaceae. Gene Ontology annotation, molecular function: RNA binding; DNA binding. The transcript has 3 exons. Gene Ontology annotation, biological process: ribosomal small subunit biogenesis; ribosomal large subunit biogenesis. Gene Ontology annotation, cellular component: nucleolus.